AUGGAAAGUGUCGAAAAAGAUGUGGAAGAAUUUGUAAACUAUUUGGAACAAAAUAAUGUUGUGGAUCACAUUACUAAUAUAUUUAUUAUGUUGUACAAUGAAUCAGAACGACCGUCGGAUCCUAUCGAAUACGUGAGGAAGAAUCUGCUCCCUGACAACUCGGAUACUAGAGAAAUCGCAGAGAUUAAAUCUUUAAUCGAAAGCGCCAGAGUUGAAUUGGCCGAGUGUCAAAAAGUGCGGGACGAACUCGUGGCUAAACUGAAACAAUUGGAAAACAACGAAGAUAAUGCUGAAGAAGAGGAAAUCGAAACACUGAAAGAUUGUGCCGUCGAAUGA
Sipha flava (yellow sugarcane aphid) is the source of this 336-nucleotide messenger RNA. Its product is annotated as c-Myc-binding protein homolog. The transcript is spliced from 2 exons. Gene Ontology annotation, cellular component: nucleus. The record is from RefSeq and is a predicted model, not a curated record. NCBI's taxonomy places the organism in Eukaryota, Metazoa, Arthropoda, Insecta, Hemiptera, Aphididae. Bases 1 to 336 code for a protein of 111 amino acids. Gene Ontology annotation, molecular function: transcription coactivator activity. Gene Ontology annotation, biological process: regulation of DNA-templated transcription.